CGAAGGCAGAGACAGACAGCCAUCCCAGGGGGAGGAGGAGGAAGCAGCCAGGGUGGGGAGCAAUUAGGGUGACAGGAUUAAUAAUAAUAAUUAUUAUUAUUGCUGUUAGAAUCAGACGGCUUUCGACAAAGCGAGCUGUCCUUGGGUCGUCUUUUGGAGAAAAGGGGAUUGCAAGAGACACCACCACCCUUCCACUCCCCAGCUUGCAUUUUUGGCCGGCCGCAAUGCCUUUCCUCGGGCAGGACUGGCGAUCUCCCGGGCAGAACUGGGUGAAGACGGCGGACGGGUGGACCCGGUUCCUGAACGCCAACGAGAGCAGCUUCCUCAGCGAGAGGAACAGUUACUGCAGAAAAGGAGACCAUGAGAAGGAGAACAUUUUCAACAGCAUCAACUGUGACGUCGCUGUAAAGAAGAGAAAGAAAGACCAUCUGAACAACAAGACAAAGAUUCAGUAUUUUCAUCAAGAAAAAUGGAUUUACGUACACAAGGGAAGCACCAAAGAACGUCACGGUUAUUGCACCCUCGGAGAAGCUUUCAACAGACUCGAUUUUUCCAAUGCUAUUCUGGAUUCCAGGCGAUUCAACUAUGUCGUUCGGCUGUUGGAACUGAUAGCAAAGUCCCAGCUAACGUCGCUGAGUGGAAUCGCCCAGAAAAACUACAUGAACAUCUUGGAAAAAGUUGUUCAGAAAGUCCUGGAAGACCAGCAGAACAUCAGAUUGAUACGGGAACUGCUGCAGACUCUUUAUACCUCCCUUUGUACACUGGUCCAAAGUGUUGGCAAGUCUGUUCUGGUUGGGAACAUCAAUAUGUGGGUGCACAGAAUGGAGACGAUCCUUCACUGGCAGCAGCAGCUGAACAGCAUCCAAAUCACCAGGCCCCCCUUGAAAGGUCUGACUUUCACAGAUCUGCCCUUAUGCUUACAACUGAACAUCAUGCAGCGACUAACAGAUGGCAGAGACAUUGUGAGCCUUGGGCAAGUGACACCGAGUCUUCAGGUGCUGAGUGAAGACCGGUUGCUCUGGAAAAAACUUUGCCACUACCACUUCACAGACAGACAGAUUCGCAAGCGUUUAAUCUUGUCAGAUAAAGGACAUUUGGAUUGGAAGAAGAUGUACUUCAAGCUUGUGCGAUGCUACCCGAGGAAGGAACAGUAUGGAGAUACUUUGCAGCUCUGCAAACACUGUCAUAUCCUCUCCUGGAAGGGCACUGAACAUCCAUGUACAGCUAACAACCCAGAGAGUUGCUCCGUUUCUCUUUCUCCCCAGGACUUCAUCAACUUGUUCAGAUUCUGAACUCCAGAGUGAUUUCACUGUAUCUCUCAAUAUCUUGAAGGGACGCUUUGUACUGCUGAGAAGACCCACUUGGCCUGUAUAUAGACUGUAAAUACUGCAGUUUGAUACUCCUGCACGAUGAGAUUUUAGGAGGCACUGUCAUUCAAGUGGCAUCAGACUCUUUUAAGAUCGCAGCCUUCUACUAAUCGAACUGAUGUGCAGAAAGACAUUGCUUUGUAGAUACGUCGCUUUGUAAGAAUAAGAGUAAAAGGUAUAGGGGAGAGAGAGAGUUCUGCUUAAGGGAUUCUGACGGAAUGUUCUCUGUCCAUUUGAAAUGUCUCUUUGGUUUCAGCACAUGGAAAAGGAAAUUAUUGUUGGUCUAAAACAGUGGUGGGG
Messenger RNA from Sphaerodactylus townsendi, 1667 nucleotides. It is a transcript of the gene FBXO32, whose product is annotated as F-box protein 32. Gene Ontology annotation, molecular function: protein binding. Bases 225 to 1292 code for a protein of 355 amino acids. The transcript has 9 exons. Gene Ontology annotation, cellular component: cytoplasm; SCF ubiquitin ligase complex; nucleus. Gene Ontology annotation, biological process: protein ubiquitination. The record is from RefSeq and is a predicted model, not a curated record. NCBI's taxonomy places the organism in Eukaryota, Metazoa, Chordata, Lepidosauria, Squamata, Sphaerodactylidae.